Pangasianodon hypophthalmus (striped catfish) is the source of this 2191-nucleotide messenger RNA. RefSeq lists its product as uncharacterized. The record is from RefSeq and is a predicted model, not a curated record. NCBI's taxonomy places the organism in Eukaryota, Metazoa, Chordata, Actinopteri, Siluriformes, Pangasiidae. Gene Ontology annotation, molecular function: iron ion binding; iron-sulfur cluster binding. Gene Ontology annotation, biological process: iron-sulfur cluster assembly. Bases 249 to 1037 code for a protein of 262 amino acids. Gene Ontology annotation, cellular component: mitochondrion. The transcript has 10 exons.
AUUUGCUCAGCAAUAUAAGAAGACAAAUUACAGGAUAAUCCAUCUCCUGUACUACUGAAUUAGGUGGAUAAAUUGAAUCAUACAGCCAAACCGACAGCUACAAAACAAGACAGGUCAGGACCUGAACGACGGGUCCACGCCCCACAAUCACUUCAGAAUGGAGCACCGCCUGUGUGUCAGUCAUUAAGGACCCCUGAUGAGAAAUGUUAGAUAACUAACGUUGGGUCCUAAAUAUCAAAACAGUCGACAUGGCGGCGUCUUUGAGGCUGACAGUCCUGAGGCUCUUACGGCUGCAGGAGUCCUCAAGUUCAGUUAGAUUUUCAGUGAAAGAUAGAAGUCAGUGCCGCUCCCUGUGGUCAGUCCAAAAGCACAGCAUACAAGCUCAACAGUCACAGAACAAACCAUUCUCAGGAAGAUGGCUGUCCGUUUUCACAGAAGACACACCAAACCCCAGGAGUUUAAAGUUCCUUCCUGGGAAGCCUGUGCUGGGAACGGGAACUCUAGACUUCCCAACUUCAAGUUCUGCAGAGUGUUCUUCUUUAGCCAGGAAACUUUUUCAGGUUGAAGGAGUGAAAAGUGUGUUUUUUGGCCCUGAUUUCAUCACACUUACAAAGAUGGAUGAUGAUGUUGAGUGGGCAGACAUUAAAAGGCAUGCGAUUGAGAUCAUCGCAAAGUUCUUUGAAAGUGGUGAACCUGUAACAACAGGAGUAACACAUCCAGAGAGCAAUGUGUCAGAGGAGGAUGAUGAGAUUGUCUCAAUGAUUAAAGAGCUUUUAGACACUCGAAUCAGGCCUACCGUACAGGAGGAUGGUGGUGACGUCAUCUUUAAGGGCUUUGAGGAUGGCACAGUGAAGCUGAAGCUUGUUGGCUCUUGCACAGGCUGUCCCAGUUCCACGGUUACUCUGAAAAACGGCAUUCAGAACAUGCUCCGGUUCUACAUUCCAGAGGUGGAUGAUGUUGAACAGGUGGAGGAUGAACUGGAUGAAAUCAACAUGAAGGUGUUUUCAGACCUGGAGAAAAAAUUAGAAGACUCAUAGCUAUGAGCCCAGUCCUUUGAUGACCUGCAGAGUUUGAGCAUAUAGAGGAAGACCAAGACCAUUGCCCAGUGGCCAUUGUACAGUUGAAAUAGUAUGCUGACCUCUUAAAAAAAAAAAAAAAAAAAAAAACAGAUUUGUCUUCACUGGUCGCAGUAGCAGUGUAUCUGUAGACUACCCCAGGAACACCAGGCGUGAGGCGAGUACACAUCCUGGAUGGGACGCCAGUCCAUCACAGAGCAUCAUGUGCGCGCACACACAUGUUCACACACUCGCUCACACUUUUGGUGCAAUUUAGAGUGAAUGAACAAAAAGCUAUAUAAUAAUAUACAGUACACCAAAACUUAAUAAUAACGAAUAUUAAAAUAAAGGUUAUAAAAUAUGCAUUUAAAAAAAUAUAACAAAAGUCAAAUGUGUUUUUCUUUUUUUUUUUUUUUUAAACAGUGCUAUACAAGUUCUCAUUUACUUUAAUUCAGCACACCCAUGGUUUUUACCCUACAUUGUAUAUAAUUUAAGAUAGGAUUUAAAGAUAGGACUAAAUAAUUUCAUGCUGAAUAGAACUGUGAAUAAUGUAAAUGCCUGAAUUAUCCGCUAAAUGUCACAAGGCAAAUAUAAUUCUGGUGUAGCUUGAAGUGUGUUGCAAUCUAUACACAUUUGACAAGCCUCAAAAGCCUGUCUGUUAUUCUGCUUUAAGUGCUUUAUUAUUGUAAAUAUCACUUUGAACCUGUAAAGCUUUGUAUGUUCUACCCAUGUUCACCUGGGUCAAGUAUGGUGCCUUGUGAUCCAGGGUGUGUUGCAACAUCACAUUUAGUGUUCUGGCUUUGGGAUCACCAUGACCCUGACCAGAAUAACGCUGUUAUUGAAGAUGAGUGAAUCAGUGUGUAUUUUGUCAGGUGGUAGGACUUAUGACUCUUCACAGAUUGGAUAUCUUUUGAAAACCUGGGUGUUGGUGGCAGUUAAGAAGCCAGAAUGCAGCUAUUCUUUUACACAUUAUUAACAGGAGUGCAGUCUUUUGCUGGCUUUUCUUCAGGUUAUACGAAAUACACCAGAAAAAUGAAACAUUAAGAGGGAUGGUGAAAAUUUAUUGUUACUGUUACACUCUAAGUUUGUUGCACUUUAUAGAAGUGACAGAUUAAACCCAAACUAUUAGUCUGAUA